UCCCUCCUUGAGCCACCCAGAGCAGGAGCAGAGGAAGGAAGUGAAACUGACUUGCGUCUUUCGCAAUCAGGAUUGCUUGCAAAAUCGGUCUUUUGAGGCUAGUUUUGGGCUCUCUCUGAAGCCUAAGAAGAGGGAGAAAGAAGAACAUGGGGGUGACUCAAUCCUUGGGGCUGCCACACGGGAAGGGCUUGUUCCCUGUAGGGUGCACGGAUGUGAUGGUGGGCCAGAACCAAAAGGGCCUCUUUUUCCGCCUAUUUUACCCCUGCAUCCCGCAGGACAGAACAGAGCAGCCCUCCUGGAUUCCCCGCUACGAGUAUUACUGUGGGCUAGCUGAUUACAUGAACAUGAACAGGAAAUGGUGUGCCCCAGUGCUCAGUGUGACAUUUGGUUCAUGCAGAGUCCCUGUGAGUUGGGAUGCACCUUUUAAACCAAGUUCCCACAAGUAUCCAUUGAUUAUAUUCUCCCACGGAUUAGGAGCCUUUCGAACUGUGUACUCUGCCAUCUGUGUUGAAAUGGCUUCGCGUGGGUUUUUGGUGAUGGCGCUUGAGCACAGAGACCGUUCUGCCUCUGCCACUUACUUUUGCAAGUUGGAACCUGAAACACCGGACUUCCCCGAGGUUCAGAUACAGGAAGAAUGGCUCUCUUAUCAAGGGGUACCGAAAGAUCAGAAGGAGUUUCGCUUCCGAAACCCACAGCUCCAUCAAAGAGCAAACGAGUGCGUACGAGGACUUAAGUUGAUCCGGAGCAUUGAUGGCGGCAAAGCAGUCGUCAACCUCUUACGCACCGAUUUUGAUCUGUCUGCGCUGAAGGACAAUGUGGAUUUGUCUAAAGUUGCAGUCAUGGGUCACUCUUUUGGAGGAGCGACAGCCGUGCUGGCUCUCGUUAAAGAAGCCCAAUUUAAAUGUGCUGUUGCUCUCGACGCCUGGAUGUUCCCUUUGGAGAACUCUCUCUACCCAAAAGUGGCCAAGCCAGUGUUUUUUGUCAACACAGAGUCAUUCCAGACAGAGGAGAGCGUGGCCAAAAUGAAAAAGAUCAGCAGCACAAGCAAAGAGACCAAGAUUAUAACCAUCUUGGGUACUGUCCACCAGAGUCAGAGUGAUUUCACCUUCCUCGCGGGGAAUCUUGUGAACAGAGUCUUCAGAACAAGAGGCACCAUCGAUCCCUACGAAGGCCUUGACAUCACCAGCCAGGCUGCUCUUGCCUUCCUGCAGAAACAUCUCCAGCUGAAAGAAGAUUUUGAUCAGUGGGACAGUCUUUUGGAAGGCAUUGGUGAAUCCGUUGUUCCAGACAGCCCUGUAAAUAAGUCCAGCCUCUAGACAUGAAAAUACAUUCUCUCUCCCUCUCCAGUGCUUUUGGCAAUCCUCUUGUAUUUCCCAACCUACAAAGCAGGAGGAACACUUCUUAAAUAUGUCCAGACCUGCUAACUUCAUGGUGGAGUUCCCUAAAUGUGCUCUGAUUCAUUAAGGACUACAGAGAGGUGAUUGGAAAUGCUAAUGUCUUUUUGAUUGAUCUGUCUGUUUCUCUGACUGGAGAAAUAGAAAUAAGGAUUGUCAUUUUGGGACCUAUCCUUGAGGAAAUUCUCUUGGACUGGGUCUCAUGGAAAUGAAAGGGAGCUGAACAAGAGCAUAGUAGGUUUAGGUUGAAUUUCCCUUCGAUAACAUCCUUCGCCAUCCAAAAUUAGUAGGGUUUUUGCUGAGGUGUGAAACAUUGCUGAAUUGGGGGGGUGGGGGAAGUCAUCCAAGCAGCUGAUCUUCUCAUCAAGAGACUAAAGGGGUGGUCUACUACUCACUGUGGAAACCAGAAUGAAGAUUAUCCCAGGUUGGAGAAGUUCAGCGUUGUGUAGAAGCAUCUCUCUUUGAAUCUGGUCUUUAUGCAUAUCAAUUACUUCACAGAUGUUUUCACAAUCAUCUACUUUCAGAUUGCUUCUUGUUGGUGCCUCUGCAGCCUAUAUUUUUUAUUUUAAUUGUACUCAAACAGUAAUGCAAUCUCUUUGGGGCAGAGAUCGUCUCUUUUUAUAUGUUUACAAUGGGCCAAAUGUGUACUAGCAAAGAUGAUGUGGGAAAGCAAUUUCAACUUUGAUUUUUACAAACUGAAGAACGUGGACCUCAAAUAUGUCUUGAAAGGAUACCUUCUGACUCUAAAUCCUGGAUAGGUGAGGAUUAGUAAUGCUUAUGUAUCUGCGUAAGAAAGAUGCUCCUCUCCAGCUAGCCUGCAGGCUAGGAAAAGAAGUUAUAGAGAUGUCCUGGUACCAAAAAUGAACCUGGGUAUGUGAGCCCUUGAAGUGUUAGUACAGCUGAGCAGCAAGGUCAUAACCUAAGUCAAGGCUCCAUCCCAGAACUCCCAAAUUCAGUAGCAAGGCUUGAACCUGCAACACAUGAAGCAACAACCAAAUUCCUUCUGAACAUGUGCAGUUUUCCUUUCCAAGUAGUAUUCCUGAGUAUCCUAUGCCAAUUUAUUUUGGGCUUAGUGGGAAAACGCAGUGAAGAGUACAUGGCUUUCAGGCAACAUUUGAGCCCUGCUCCUGAGAGAACCGAGUGUGGGUUUUAUGUAUAUUUAACCCUGGCCUGUACAUGGUGAGACCUAUCAUACAUGGUGGAUCACCCUGAAUCCUUGAAUGAGCCUCCUGUGUUUGCUGUGUGCCUGCCUAGGGUUUGGGGUAGGCAGGCGUCAAAUACACAGACUGUCCUCCAUGGCUGGUGGGUCACACAGAUGUGCACACCUAGCCUCCCUGCACCAUGCUGCUUUCCCCAGCCCUGUUGUCGUCCCAGACAAGUGCACAACCCUAAUCAUAUGUGAAUACUUAGAAAAUAAGUAAGAUGCUGCUGUUAUGUCUCCCUGGUGUCCACCAAAGUGCCUGCACUGAUUUAUGUUAGAACUCUGUUUAAUUGGAAGCCUAUAAACAUUUGUAACGUGUUUAUGCACAA
Molecule: messenger RNA, 2924 nt
Organism: Rhineura floridana
Lineage: Eukaryota; Metazoa; Chordata; Lepidosauria; Squamata; Rhineuridae
Gene: PAFAH2
Product: platelet activating factor acetylhydrolase 2
Exons: 10
Coding region: 147-1316 (389 amino acids)
Molecular function (GO): 1-alkyl-2-acetylglycerophosphocholine esterase activity
Source: RefSeq, a predicted model, not a curated record